This is a messenger RNA of Hyaloscypha bicolor E, 4887 nucleotides long. RefSeq lists its product as uncharacterized. Bases 407 to 4429 code for a protein of 1340 amino acids. NCBI's taxonomy places the organism in Eukaryota, Fungi, Ascomycota, Leotiomycetes, Helotiales, Hyaloscyphaceae. The record is from RefSeq and is a predicted model, not a curated record. The transcript has 4 exons.
GGCGCUGCAAGCUCAUUACUGAGCCUUGAUUUGUUUCCACCUUCACAACGUCGACUUGCAUCGUUGCUAGAGGACCGUCGGUUUGCCGACCUUCAAGCCUUGUGGUGAUCGGUGGCCUUCCAGCUCCGUACUAGCUCCCAUAAAUUUCCCAUCGUCAUUCUUGGUCGAGACGACAACGCCGCACAACCAUUAUCCUGUUUAAUCUCGCUCAAUAGAGAGCGUUCCUGUGCGACCACAUAAUUGUGCGCUUACAAUAUUGUGCUCCAAGUACCAAAGAGACCGCCCAAACCAAUUGCGGAUGCCGAUCGACUGACAGCCCAGCUGCCGGAUUCGCCGGGAACAAGGUCCCAACUCACUGUACUUCCUCCAUAUUCUCCAGUGACUUGCAACCUCUACCAAGUCCGAGAUGUCGACUAAAAAUCGAGUUCUCUCGUUCAUGUCAAGCUUCUCAAAUCGAGACACACAGCGGAGCCCCACGCCGAACACGCAAGUGCAGACAAGACAAAACCCUCACAGAGAUGAAUUUCCUGUUAGACAAGAUUCGGCGAGGGGUGCUCCCACAUCAACGGGCUCGAAACAUCCUUACAACAUAGAUGGCGAAUCGCCUCAGCCUCGAAUACAACGCGAGCGCGCUCCUUCAAGGCCGAUGUCUAUGGUCCAGACAUAUCAGCCUCCGCUGAUGGACGUGUCCCGGGACACGUUACCUGAGCUUCAACCGAUUUUUACAUUCUUGAACAGUCAUGGGAACAAGCUGUAUCAGGAGGGCUACUUCUUGAAGCUGGAUGACCAGAAUACGCAUGGAAGACCGAAUGCAGAUCGUACAUGGACCGAAUGCUUCGCUCAGCUUGUGGGAACUGUACUCUCAUUAUGGGAUGCCGCAGAACUUGAUGCAGCCGGUCAGGAUGGCGAGGUGCUCCCGAAAUUCAUCAACCUAACAGAUGCCUCUAUAAAAAUGAUUGAAUCUCUUCCGACAAGACAAGAUAACGAGGCGCCCUUACAAAAUGUUCUCAGUAUCUCGACUGCUGGAAAGAACCGCUACCUUCUGCACUUCAACUCGCAUCACUCCUUGAUUCAGUGGACUGCCGGCAUUCGACUUGCUAUGUACGAGCAUGCUACACUACAAGAAGCCUAUACUGGAGCUCUUAUCGCCGGCAAGGGAAAAGCAUUGAAUAAUAUUGGCAUAAUAAUGGAACGUGCAAGGCUUCCGACUGCAGACUGGGCCCGAGUCAGAUUUGGAGCAGGAACACCAUGGAGGCGCUGCUGGUGUGUAAUUACGCCACCGGACGAAAAAGAAGUCCAAAAACUUCAAAAGCAGCUCAACAAGAAGAGAUCAGCCUACGACCGGUCCAAGCCCCCACUUUUGAAGGGAGACAUCAAGUUCUACGAUUCCAAAAAGACCAAGAAAGUGCGCCCCAUCGCUACAAUCAGUGAUGCAUAUUCCGCAUUUGCCAUAUAUCCACAAUCGAAACCGCUGAUAGAUGCGUCGACUCUCGUUAAAGUCGAAGGAUCUAUCACUAUUCAUUCCAAUCCUCCUUCAACCACAGAAGGCUUUGUCUUUGUCAUGCCAGAAGUGCAUCCGGCAGUAUCGGGGUUUGAGAUGAUGCUCCGUUGGCUGUUUCCGGUUUUUGAUACUUUUGGUCUCUAUGGCCGACCUGGUCGACUAGUUGCUGAUACAUCGGAUCCACAAAGUCUCAUGUUUGCAAUGCCCAAGCACCGAAGAUACGGAUACUUGGAAAUUUUAGAUGUGACGGGCCUCAUCUUAGAACCAGGAAACGCCAGCUGGAGGGAGUCUGAAUGGAGGAAAAGAAUGAAGGACUUGACAGCCAAACGUAUGACUGCUGUCGAAAAUGGCAGCCGCUCAAAUAGCAGGUACAGCAGUCGGAGAAGUACACGCAAUAGCUUUGGCCCAUCUCGCAGCCGCAUACAAUUCGAUGACAACGUAUCUAUCAGAUCUUCCCCAUCGAUAACCUGGGGCUCGCAGGGCCCUCCACCUGAUGGCCCCUUGGCUGGAAUCCCACGAACUGAUUCCGCUCCUCCUGGCGCAAAUUCUUUCGCACCUCCUAAACCUCAACAUCAAUCUCACGCACACACCAGGUCCGCGUCGGACACACAGGGCUUGGAUCGAUUACAAGAUCAGGGACCAUCAGGCUAUGACGGCGCUUACGAGCCAGCACCUACUCCACCGCCACAUGCAGCUGGUGUGGCAUCAACCGGACGCGAAGGAACGAAUCUGCGGUACAUGGCUAGCACUCCGGAGCGUGUCAGUUCUGAGGAUGAGGCCCGAAUCACCCCUGUGAGAGAGCUCCAGGAACUUCAGACUGUUACCUCACCAGAACCUGUUUCGGCGCCUCCUGCUUUUGCACAUGCGCCUGGUGCUAAACCAGCAAGCAAACCAUAUCAUUCACCAGAGCUACGCAGAGCUAACAGCCGUAUGUCUAAUGCAACACUGUCUCAGUUGGCUGGUGCGGGAGGUGUUGCUGUUGGAUAUCCUGCGAGUGAAGAGAUGCCACCGCCAAGUGAGGAUCAGAGGCGUCGCUAUUUGGAGGAUAAUGGCCAGAGAGGGGUACUGUCAGAAGCCAAUGCAUUCGUUCUUCCUGCUAACCGAGACGGUCUUAUUGAAGGCUUGGUAGCAAACACAAAACCUCGAUUUUCUUUCGAUCAAUCCUCUCCUUCUCGACCUUCGAAUUCCGACUUGGAAGCGAGCUAUUCUCGACCACCACCGCAAUUCUCAUUUAGUUCACAAAAUCCACCCACAAAUUAUCAACAGAAUUCCACCCGCUCGGGGCCAACAUCAAAUCCCAUGGACGAGCCAGCUUUCGGUAAUCGUACGUAUGAGCCGCCAAACACAUUCACUUCUGCACAACCGCUUGACCAAGCACCGUCAACGUAUCAGGGCCACGUUUCUCAAUCAUCAGAAGACUCCACACAUAGCACAGCAUCUCAACCAUCUCGCCUACAAACUGGAGCAAACGUAAAUCGAAAGCCGCUUCCAGCUCGGACUUCGAGCAUCCAGACGCCAACUUCUGCAGAGACAACGGACAGUGCAGGCAGCUUAGGCCGGCAUGUUAUCGACCAAGCUGCUUUUGACAUGAUCGGACGUAACGAUCAGAAGCUUGGGCCAAUGCAAGAGAAUCCCAUACAUCGCCAGAAGAGUGGGGCGAGCAGUAUUUACGACGACACAGCGUCAACGGCAUCUCCAGAUUAUGCUAGUACUCGAGCGUCCAAUGACACCCGGAGACCCGAGCGAGUUGUGGAUAAGCCACGGGCCGGUGUCAUGCGGACCGUGGGUGAUUCUCAAGCCGGAACGGUACAGCAAGGAUCGAGCGCGCAGUUUAACAUCGACUUCGGCCCCACGCUGAAUCUAGCCUCUGACCGACCGUUAAGAAACCAGAGUCCUGGACGAAAUCAAAGUUAUGCGGCGGCACCUCAGUACGGAAGAGCAAUCAGUCCCGGUCCGGCCAUAAACAAUUAUCGUACUGACCGACCUCCGAGGCAGCGAAGCCCCGCUGCCAGACCUGGAAGUUCUGGUCUAUCAAACUCGCCGCAACGGAAACCUGUCUCGACAGAAAACAUGCACCAACGCAAUGGCUCAGGGGAUAGUAGAACAUUGCCUUGGCAGCCAGGAAUGAGCUCGAUUGGAGUUGCUUCUAGUAGCUAUCAAGUUCUUACUCCAGAGCAAUAUGUCCAGCAACGUGCGGCAGCGACCCCGCUCUACGCACACCAGCGACCGCAAACCUCUGGUAACCGUUCCAAUACGCCUACGCCACCGCCUGUUCGUAACCGAUCGAGCGAAUACCUCGGUCAAUUGGGUCAUUCACGUAAUGGCUCCUCAGUCGAUUUGCUUCAACGACCCUCUUCACGAGCUGCAUCCACUACCUUGGGGCCUUCAGGAUCGGGGGACAUUCCUACGACUUUGUCUGCUCGUGAACAAGAGCACGUUUCACGGAUGACUGGUCAACCUCUCGUCAAUAUGGCCCAAAACAAACCUUCUGCUCCCGGAGGAGGACUCAUCGGUGCUAUAGGUGUGAGGGAAAUGGAAAAGGAGCAAUUGAAGCAAGGCAUCAACAGCAGAACUGUCCAGCAGGCGAUCGCACAAAGGCAGCAACAACAGCAAAUGGCCUACCAGCAGCAAUACGCUGGACAAAUGGCGGCAGAUUACCGUGCUCCUCCGGCGCAAUACGGCAACAUGGGCCAAUAUCCGGCGCAGUUUCCUGGGCAUACCGCAAGACAGCAAUCAUGGGUCUCGCCGGCAGCCCAGGUCUUUGCUCAAGGAGGUGGAUUCACCGCCCCACCUCCCACAUUCCCCACCCCUCCUGAGCAAGCAGGAUCGCCUUCUCAACAGUAUCCACGACAAAAUUACUUUCAACAGCAACAACCAGGAGGUGAGGGGAGAGGUAAUAGUCCAGGAUAUCACGGACAUGGGUUUUAGAUGAUGUAAUCGAGCGUUUUUUUUUGGCGUUUUUUCCAAUGGGCAGACAAGGAUUAAGGAUUGGGGUAUGAAAUGAUGUGACGAUUUCGUUUGGGGUCACUGAUGGGAAUUGGGGCUUUGGGCUAGCAGCGAGAAACCUGCAUUGGCGUUCUCUUUUGUAUCAUUGCAUGGUGUAAGAGAGGCUCACAGGGUUGGUUGCAUUAGUUGAGUAUUGCUUUUCGAGAGACUAAAAUGAAGCAACGAUUCUGGAAACCUUGAAAUGUCUCGUUGCUUGGUAUGAAAUGAUAACCCCCUUUUGAAGGCAUUGGACUCAACACAAAGCUCCAAGUCUCACUGACGACAUCUUAAUAGUGUCCAGGGAACGAGGUUACUUUCAACGGUUUCAGUGUCAUUACGAUAUCUCGACACCUAGCCAGGAUUUUCCAACCCAAUGAACCAACGCAAACUCGCUAAUCGAC